AUGUGCACCUACAUCUAUACCAUGCACAAGGACUGCAUGCACAGGCAGUACCAAAACACCUUCAAGUGUGUCUCAGCUCGGGGCGGCGUACCAGGCCGGGCCUCGGUCGCCCUCACCCUCGACCACACCAUCCACCUGCCUGACAUCCUGCCGUGGGAGGUCCCGGACCCAAUGUGCAGGGAGAAGACCAAGGUGGCAACGCGGCCGGUGAGCGGUCGAUGCCGUGCGUGCAUGAUGAGGGAGAGGGAGCUGCGGGCUCUGGAGAAGGGCGCUCAGACUCGAGAGGGUGCAAGCACAGCGGUGGGUGUUAGGACGAGCAUUCUCGGCUUGGAGCAGCUUGUCGCCUCGACAAAACCGUUGGAUCUAGAGGAUUGA
This is a messenger RNA of Colletotrichum graminicola M1.001, 375 nucleotides long. RefSeq lists its product as uncharacterized. Bases 1 to 375 code for a protein of 124 amino acids. The transcript is spliced from 2 exons. NCBI's taxonomy places the organism in Eukaryota, Fungi, Ascomycota, Sordariomycetes, Glomerellales, Glomerellaceae. The record is from RefSeq and is a predicted model, not a curated record.